This is a messenger RNA of Osmia lignaria (orchard mason bee), 463 nucleotides long. Lineage: Eukaryota; Metazoa; Arthropoda; Insecta; Hymenoptera; Megachilidae. The record is from RefSeq and is a predicted model, not a curated record.
AUGGCUGGACAAUUUCAGAUACUGCAAUAUAGAAUAUCAAUCAGGAGUGUUAUAAAGGAUACGGAUGAACUCAAAGAUGUAUCGGACAAAACAUCAUAUGCCACUUAUUUAUGUUCACGUACAAUUGUGACAGUGUCAUUCGAGAAAGUAGGAAAUUGGCCCCGACUGGACCAUGGGUCUUUACCCAGCAAUAAAGAUGUACAAAAGUUAAGAAGAGAUUUGGUAAUGAUCAUCAUGAGAUCCAAUACCCCUUGCUGUCUAACAGCCUAUGGAUUUUUCAUUGUGUCUCUGGAGACUUGUACCAGGGUUCUCAGUACAGCAGCAUCGUACUUUACACUUCUAAAAGGAAUAAAAGGAAGACGAAACCAUAUCAAUUCUCUUCAUACAGAGUUUCCACUACUUCAUCAUAGAUGUUCAUUAUACGUUUAAAUAAAUUAUAGAGAACUUUCAUCGUUCAUUUAAC